Messenger RNA from Colletotrichum graminicola M1.001, 1659 nucleotides. RefSeq names its product asparagine synthase. Gene Ontology annotation, molecular function: asparagine synthase (glutamine-hydrolyzing) activity. NCBI's taxonomy places the organism in Eukaryota, Fungi, Ascomycota, Sordariomycetes, Glomerellales, Glomerellaceae. The record is from RefSeq and is a predicted model, not a curated record. The transcript has 4 exons. The coding region runs from base 1 to 1659 and encodes 552 amino acids.
AUGUGUGGCAUCCAUGUCAUCGUUUCUCGCGACGGCUUCCAGUCACUGCCAGCGACUACCAGGACCUGCCUGUGCAGCCGUGGCCCGGAUCAUCUCGGCGAGGUUCAGUCCCAGACAAGGAUCUCGAGCCCCGAUGCAAAGCCGGUGUUCUUGAACUUUACGUCGACCGUCCUGGCCUUGCGCGGUGACCACGUCACCAAGCAGCCAUUCCGCGACGCGUCCUCUCAGUCUGUUCUCUGCUGGAACGGUGAAGCUUGGAAGAUUGCAGGCGCACCCGUUCAAGGCAACGAUGGCGAGGAGAUAUUCUCUCUGCUCAAGGCGGCUAGUGGCCGCGAUGCCAACGAGGACCAAGUUCUGAACGUGCUGCGUAGCAUCGAGGGGCCUUUCGCGUUUGUCUACUUCGACGCCGCCGCGUCCCGCAUCUACUACGGUCGCGAUCGCCUCGGUCGACGAUCUUUGCUAUUGAAUCAACAGGAGGGUCUACGGCUGUCCAGCAUUGCUGAGAGCACGUCGCCGGAAUGGGCCGAGGUGGAGGCUGAUGGUAUCUACAUACUGGACUUGGUAGGAUGGAGCCGAGACCCGAACAGUCCAUCUUCCCCUCGGUCAUGGACACCAGGUGAGGCUGAAACGGUUCUCAACAUCGGCGUCUUCAACAUGACUCUGCCGUCCCCGGACACUCAACCGCUGUCGGCGUCGUCACCAUCAGUCCAUGCCGUGCGUGAGCAAUUAGCAGAGUCGCUCAAGCUGCGCGUCUUGAACGUCCCUGAACCGCCGGCUCGUGAGGCGAACAACGACACGCGGAUUGCCGUCCUGUUUUCCGGCGGGUUGGACUGUACGGUUCUUGCGCGCAUGGCAAGCGAUCUUCUGCCCUCUGAACAGGGUAUCGACUUGAUCAAUGUCGCCUUCGAGAAUCCUCGUUUGGCAGCCAAGGCCGAACAGUCUCCCGAUGGCCUGAGCUUGUACGAGGCGUGUCCUGACAGGGUCACUGGUAGGAAGUCAUUCGCCGAAUUGGCCGCUGUUUGUCCUGCCCGCCAUUGGAGGUUCGUUGCCGUGGAUGUUCCCUACCAAGAAGCGCUUGUUCAUCGGAGCCAAGUGAUCUCCUUGAUGUACCCCCACAACACUGAGAUGGAUCUCUCCAUCGCAUACGCCCUCUACUUUGCCGCCCGUGGCGUGGGCAUGUCGCAACGCCAUCCAUCAGACGCUGCCACCCACUAUGCCACACCAGCGCGAGUCCUCCUCUCCGGUCUCGGUGCCGACGAACUCUUUGGCGGCUACGUGCGACAUGCCACCGCCUUCUCGAGGAGAGGCCACGCGGGUCUGCUCGACGAGCUUAAGCUGGACGUCGGUCGACUUGGAAAGCGUAACCUGGGACGCGACGAUAGGGCCAUGGCUCACUGGGGUCGCGAGGUGCGGUUCCCUUACCUCGACGAGGAGUUCGUCAAGCGGUCGAUGGAAACCCCGGUCUGGGAGAAGUGCGACUUCGGCUUUACCGAAGCAGACGCAGAGAUUGAGCCCGGGAAGAGGGUGUUGCGGCUGCUCGCCGAAGCGCUCGGCAUGGCGUCAGUCUCGCGGGAGAAGAAGAGAGCGAUUCAGUUCGGCUCGAGAACAGCCAAGAUGGAAAGCGGCAAGACAAAAGGGACAACGCUCAUUGCCCCUUGA